Molecule: messenger RNA, 1572 nt
Organism: Vitis vinifera (wine grape)
Lineage: Eukaryota; Viridiplantae; Streptophyta; Magnoliopsida; Vitales; Vitaceae
Exons: 5
Coding region: 792-1250 (152 amino acids)
Source: RefSeq, a predicted model, not a curated record
CAAUACAAUACAACCAGGUUUGAACAUUAUUUUAAUUAGUAUUAUUUUAUUUUGACUAUAUUAAUGUUUGACAUUGUUGUUUAAUUUGACUGUUUUAAUUUUAAUUUUAUAUUAUCAUUUAUUUACUUUUACAGGAGGUCAAAAUAAAUAGUCGAUGCUCCAGCAAAAAACUUAGACAUCUACUUGAUGAGCUAAGUGAUGAAAAGAAGAGUAUAAUUCAACAUAUUGGCUUUGGUGGAUUACUUCAGCUCUCUUCCAUAGAGAUAAGGCAUAGUUUAUGUAGAUGGAUAAUAACUCAUUUCAAUAUAGCCUGUAGGUUAGACAUAGGACAAGAAAGGCAAUUUCCAAUAACUUGUUCUGAUGUAGGUGAAAUUCUGGGUAUUCCAUAUAUUGGUAGGAGGCUCCUACGUUCACCUACCAAUAGGAAUAAUAGGAUGGAAAACCUAUCAGAUCUUAGAGAUAGGCUGAUUUUAAUGGAAGACAUGGCCGAGUUCAAAAAAUUGUUUAUCUUCUUCUCAUGUGCUACAUUACUUGCUCCAACAUCAAAGUUGGAUGGUAGUCAUGAGUUGUGGUGUACUUUGCUUGCUGGAGACUUUGACAUCAAUGUUAAUUGGGGUCAAUUUGUACUUGACACACUGGUUGCUGGAAUUAGACAUUUUCGAUUGGGUAAAGGCUCAUGGUUUACAGGUUGCCUUAUUUUUUUACAGCUUUUUUAUGUAAAUAAAUUUUACAUUCCAACCAUGUUGGUACCACGUACCAUCCCAAUAUGUGCAGCGUGAACUGAUGACUUGAUGAAGAAAAGGGUGCAUGCGGAAUUGCAUGAUUAUGGUGAUUUUGGACUAGCUGAUGUUCAAGAAGAUGAAAGGGAGGAAGAUGCACAUGAAGACCCUGGUAAUCCAGUAAAUGAAGUUGAAGAAGAGACUACUGAUGAAAUUAUAGCAGAAUAUAAUGCAGCAGAGAGACAAAUUCACCAAUUGCUUCGAACAAUGAGAGGAGCAAUUAGUAAACUAGCAAAGCGGCAGAAUACAAAUAAAACCCCAUCAUCUUCUCAUCAAAGCAGAAGUCAUAAUCAACCUGAUAUCAAUGAUUCUUUCCCAUCACCACCACAUGCUUAUGGAUCGCCACUGAAUGAUCAUUUUGCUGAUGGUGAAGAUAAUGUAGGCUCAUCAACCUCACAGCCAGCAGCGCAGCAUAGCAAUAUACUUUCUACUUCUUUAUGUUUUAAUAUCAAAAUAAUAAUGAGUAUAUAAUAAUGGCUAGUAUUUCCUGUGCGUGUUAUUUUCAUUAGUGAAUUUUAUUUUCUAUACAUAUAGUUGAGGAUGAAGUUCAAAUGAAUGCUAUUAUUCCUUACGAGACUGGACAUCCUCCAAUACGUUCAUAUCAGCUACGUCGACAUGCUACUACCCUACAAUCACCAUACGUGGUACAACCGUCAAUCAAAUUUUCAGCGUCUUCAUCUGUAGCAAAGCAAGUUUUGGCAUAUGCAUUGGAUGAUACACGUGAUGAAAGGUAAGGUUGAACUUAAUUUAGUAUAAACAAAUACAAUUAAGAUAGGCAAUUGAAAUAAUUAGU